Messenger RNA from Helianthus annuus (common sunflower), 681 nucleotides. Its product is annotated as kunitz trypsin inhibitor 5. Bases 1 to 681 code for a protein of 226 amino acids. NCBI's taxonomy places the organism in Eukaryota, Viridiplantae, Streptophyta, Magnoliopsida, Asterales, Asteraceae. The record is from RefSeq and is a predicted model, not a curated record. Gene Ontology annotation, molecular function: endopeptidase inhibitor activity. The transcript has a single exon.
AUGAAGAUCACAUUGUCUUUCAUUUUCUUAAACCUCUUCAUCUUCAUCGGCACACAUCCACUUCCCACCACCACUGCCGACGUUAUCUACGACUCCGUCGGCAACAAGCUUCUAAAGGGCGUCCCAUACUACAUCAUGCCACUCCUACGCGGCACUGGGGGCGGCCUCACUCUCACCCGGGCCACCAAAGACGCAUGCCCACUCGACGUCACACAAGAACCAUUCGAACUAAGCUAUGGCGUCCCAUUCACCAUUACACCAAUCAUUUUCGACGAAAACUAUGUUCGUGAAGCGUAUCCAGUCUCCAUUGAAGCAAAUGUUGCGGACCCUUGCCAGGGAUCCAAGAUAUUGAAGUUGUCCACGUCAGAUAAUAUUGUUGCUGCUACUGCUACUGCUACUACUACUAAAACUAUUACUAUAGGCGGGCAGUUAAACGCGCCCGAAAGCUGUUUUCAGCUAGUGGAAGAUGAUAUGAUGCCGGGUUUGAGGAGUUACCAGAUUCAGUUAUGUCCAUUUAAAUGUGGUUCGAAUACCAGUACCAGUACCGAUAUGACUUGCUACAAUAUUGGGCUUGUCUCGAAUCCUGACGGCAAGAGGUUUCUUGCCCCGACCGACGCCAUUUAUCCGGUUGUGUUUCAGAAUUCGUUUGGUAGUUCCGUGGCUUCUGUUCAAUCUGAGUAG